Suillus discolor is the source of this 474-nucleotide messenger RNA. RefSeq lists its product as uncharacterized. The record is from RefSeq and is a predicted model, not a curated record. Lineage: Eukaryota; Fungi; Basidiomycota; Agaricomycetes; Boletales; Suillaceae. Bases 1 to 474 code for a protein of 157 amino acids. The transcript is spliced from 5 exons.
AUGCCAGCACUGGUGCUACUGGAACUUCCAAGUUUGGUUGCAUCAUUGACAAUGCUGGGCUUAUUUCGGUAUUCAGUCACAUUGGAGGGUACUGUGGGUACUGAGGCUGGCCAGCAUAUUGCUGGACAAAAUGUGGUGGAGCAUAAUGGUGCGCAUAGUGGUGCAGUAUUGCAUAUACUGUUAGGACAGAAAAUGAUUACUAUAUUUUAUAAGUCAAUUUUACUGCAUGAUUACAAAUUACACAACCUCUCACUUCCUGCAACAAUAAUCACAGUGGGUAAUAAGGUCUCAGAUGAUACACUGAAGUCAUGUGCCAAUCUCUUCAGCUCCAGCUACAGUAUUUGGGGUGAUCAAGCAAGUACAAUUUCUAAGUUCACCAAAGCCAGGCAAAAGGUGAAGAUGACUGGUGCAAGACUACAAGCCCAAUGUUUGUCUCACCUAGAGAAUACUGUCCUGGUGACCUGCCACCUCUAG